AUGAAAAAUGCAUAUUAUUUAAAAUUUAAUAAUAAAAGUUUUUAUUUAUUGCAGACAAGCAUGUCAAAUAAAAAUAGCCAAGAAAUAAAAAUUUAAGUUGGUUCAUUCAUUUAGGAAAAAUCUAUCAUAAAAUAUAUAAUAACUGUAGAAUGCAGCAAGAAAAGAUGGCAAAUAUAUAAAAGGUAAGAUAAUUAUACUUACAUAAUAGAUAUUCUGAGAUAGAACUAAUCCAUAAUAAAUUGAUUGAAAUGUAUAAUGAUCUACCGUAAUUUCCAAAAAAAUAGUUAUUUCAUCUAAAUAGAAGUGAGAUCGAAUUCAGAAUGUAAUAACUAAAUGAUUAUCUAAAUUAAUUGUAAAGUAGAAUGGAAAUAAUGAAUUCAACAAUUAUUAGAGAUUUUUUAAUAGUAAACUUUUUUUCCUAAAAAGCUUGAUCAAUAUGAUGAAUUUUUACAUCCAGUUUAAACUUAAAUCAGGAUUUUAAAUAUGUGUUUGAAAGAUAUACAUGAAAAUGAUAAUAUUACUUUAUUAUUACUCCAUGAUUCUAGUAUUCUUACAAGAAUAGAUACUUAUAUGAAUAAUAUGUUAGAUUCAACAAAAAAAUCUCCUAUAAGUACAGUUGUUUGCUUUAGUCAGAAUUUUAAGCAAAAACUAUUUUCUAAAGAAUAUUUCAAAACCUUGAUUUGUAUGAACUUUAAUAAUAGUGAAAACUCUUUUGUUGUAGGGUACAAAUAAAUAAUUUGAUUAAAAUAGGCUUUCAUCAGGAUUGGUUUAUUAUUAUAGAUUGGAUGACAAAUAUACAAUCGAUAUGGAAGAGUAAUUUUAGAUUUCAUAAACUAAAAUAUCAGGAUGUGUUUUAGUUUAAAGAGAAAUUCAUGCUAUUACAAGUAAUUUUUUAAAAAUACAAAAUACUAAAAAAAUAAAUGAGUUUUAAGAAAUAACAGUUGGGUAACAUGAUUUAACAAACAUAAUUUAUAAUUCUAUAAGAAACAUUAUAGUUAUAGCUAAUGACAUUGGUGAAAUAUAUAUAUGUUAAGUGCCUUUUGUAAAAAUAGGACUCAAAGUUUAAACUCACACUCCUCAAAUUAAAUAAUUAUUGAUAGAUAAUGAGAGAAAUUAUUUAAUGGCAUUAAAUUAUGAUCCAAGUCAUAUUAUAAUAUUUGAUUUCGCAAAAGGACUUUAGAAUGGUUUUGCAUAAAUAAAAACUAAUGUUGAGGUAAAAAAUAAGGUAAUCAAAAUAUAUAAAAUAGAGCUUAUGUUUUGAAUGGUCUAAAAAAAGAGGAGAAAUAUUUAUAGGAAAUGAAGAUGGAACAAUUUCGAUUUGGAAUGUAUAAGAUUUAUAGCCAUUUUGUAAGGAUAGUAUCAUAAUUAGAUGUAUUUAAGGCUCAUUCUAAAGGAGUUAACAUGAUUAUUUGGAAUGAAGAUAAAUCAUUACUCUUGACAGGAAGUGAUGAUGAAACCUUAAAACAAUGGUAUUUCCCAAAGAAAUGGAGGGUUAGUCAAGCAGACAAUUUCUCAACUUUUUGA
Molecule: messenger RNA, 1524 nt
Organism: Paramecium sonneborni
Lineage: Eukaryota; Ciliophora; Oligohymenophorea; Peniculida; Parameciidae
Source: the annotation of a GenBank genome assembly